Molecule: messenger RNA, 330 nt
Organism: Akanthomyces muscarius
Lineage: Eukaryota; Fungi; Ascomycota; Sordariomycetes; Hypocreales; Cordycipitaceae
Exons: 4
Coding region: 1-330 (109 amino acids)
Source: RefSeq, a predicted model, not a curated record
AUGGCAAGCAGAAAACGUCCGCUUCUCAACAGUGUGUGCAGAAUCAAGGAUUUGGUUCAGAACAUGGCAAUGACAGUUUCAGUGUUGUCCUAUUCCCAAACGAGCAGCAUCAGUUUUCGCAGUGUUAGCUCUGGCGUCGUUGUCUUGCUGCUGCCCAAAAAUAAGGGCCAACCAGAGCAGGCCGCCCAGCGAAAUCGGGACGGCCCUGCUCGGGCGAUCCCUAGCGUGCUGCAGCUUGCCACCCUUUGCAAUUUUGCCACACUUCUGGGCAGAGUUUUUACGGCUAUGAAUACGUGUCCCACCCAAAUACACCACAUUCACACCCCAUAG